AAGUGGCGUUUAAAGGAAUUUGUAUUUAAGGGGAUGCGUUGCCGUUUACCUGUUAUUUACCAAUGACGAACGUUGAGAUAAACGCCAUGAUGAUGAAGUUUGCACUGAUUCUGUUUGCUGUCAUUGGUGCGACCAUUGCAACGCCAUUUCUCCAACUGGGUGAUGACGACGUCUUGGGUGAUAUUGACGUGGAUAUCUCGGUGAGAGGAGAGAACAAGACGUUGACGUACAAAACUCCAAACGGCAACGUCCUUGACGUCACCCACGUUUUGAAAGGCGAGGGCGUCAUCGUCAAUAUUCCCGGAGAGAAUGAAGUUUGCAACGUCAGACAACUUCAACAGACCAUCAAUGACGUGGAAGGGAGUUUGACCUGCACAGAACGAGUAGCGAUGACCGAUGAAGAGCUGUCACCGUGGCUUGCCGGGAUUUGCCGAGGAAAGGCGGUGUUUGCCGAGAAAUACGCGCCAUGUCAGCCCCGAAUUCGUCGAGAAUAUGCCUGCCGGCCAACUUGCUGGAGCUGCGGUGAAGGUACAUGCUGUGGAGUCGAAUGUUCAUGGACUUUUUAAGGGAUCCUGUGCUGAAGUUUGGAUGAGUCGGACUUACUGUCUGUCCGGUACAGCCUUGAUACAGUAUAAAGUGCCAAACUUGACCAUCAGGAUAUUUAUCGCCGUCUUUUGCAGCUUUGGAAUAUGUUCUGUGCUAAUAUUGCUUAACCCGUUUAAUACAAUUUGUUUAGGUACUUGCAAUUUUAUAUCAUUAUUGUAAUUUACUAACAACAUGACUUUAACUCCAUUAAUUAAACAUUAGAAAUGAAAUCCAAAUAUUAAAAUAUUAAUAUGAUUAUCCAUAUGCACGUUGUGUUCGCUUCUAGUCCAUAUGUCUUAUUCAUCUAUCUUAUUAUGCAUUGCUUGAAUAAAACUUAAAAAGAG
Messenger RNA from Mya arenaria, 929 nucleotides. RefSeq lists its product as uncharacterized. The transcript has 6 exons. Lineage: Eukaryota; Metazoa; Mollusca; Bivalvia; Myida; Myidae. The coding region runs from base 63 to 566 and encodes 167 amino acids. The record is from RefSeq and is a predicted model, not a curated record.